UUGCAACAAGUUUUACUAAAAAGAACAGAUCAAUAACUAUACAGAUUCAGUACAGCUAAGAAGAACAAAUCUACGUAUGUCACAUCACAUGUAACAAAUGGUCUGUUUUUUUAACUGCAUUGUUGAACUGGCAUGAUAAGUUAGUGAGACAAGUAUAUUUUUUCUCGCUCUAAGAGAGAAUUCACCCCUUGACAGAAAAGCAGAAAGUAGAAAAGCAACAACCAAUUAGAACUCGCGCUGGUGGUCGACGGUUUCUGCUUUAUCUAUUACUUAUAACCAGCGUUUCUGCUUCAUCUAUUACUUAUAACCAGCGUGAGUUCUGAUUGGUUGUUGUUUUUCUGAUUUUCUGUCAACGUGUGAACUUCUCCUAAUCUAUCGCAUUAGUUCAGCAGUGCAGUUAAAAAGAACAGACUAAGUGUAAUGUACCUAUUAUAAGGUUGUAUUCUGUGAAUAGGCCAAAAUUAAUAAAUAUGUCGCUCGCUAAACAUAUUAUAUGAAGAUAUUCUUUGAAGAAUUGGGCAAAAUUUCUGAAUCAGUAUGGCUCAUAUUAAUAACGUGUUUAAAGCUGUAGAAACAUUAAACUCGUUGCGAGAAUCAAACAUCACGUCGGAUUCUGGAGCAAGGAAAGAGAAAAUAUCAUGUUGUACAAUCAUCGUUGAUGGAAUAUGUUCUUCAACUGUCAGACAAAAUCUUAAGUUUCCACAAAUUCUUACUGUUUCCAUCGAAACAUUACUAGCAUUGUGUAACGAUGAGGAGUCAGACGUCAGGAUGGUUGCUGAUGAGUCCCUCAAUAAAAUUAUAAGGGCAGUUGUUGACAGUAAUAUUGUUAAAGUUCAGAUAGAACUUUAUAAUGAAAUAAAAAGGAAUGGACCUGCACGUAUAUUGAGAGCUGCUCUGUGGAGAUUUGGUCUGCUAAGUCACAUGAUACGUCCCACAAGGGGUAAAGCUUAUGUGUCAAAUUUAAUACCAUGUAUAGUGAUCAUUGCGCAUCGAUCUGAAGAUAUUGUAAUUGAAACAUUAUCGCAAUCAUUACCAUUUAUUUUAAAAGUAUUAGGGCCAUUUAUGACAGACAAGGAUGUCAAGACAUUACUAAAAGCAUUCUUUGAAAACAUCUCCUCUACUCAAGCAGUUUUUCGUAGAGCAGCAGCAAACAUGAUCCUGACGACGUGUAUAAAUUGCAGAAAACCACAGUUUUUUUUAAAUUAUGUCUUGAAUUAUUUAUUAGAUGUAAUAGUGCCUGCAAGAGACAUUGAGGAUUAUUCGUCCACUAUUAUAGGCAUAUUUGGAUGCCUAAAAGUCAUCCUAUCUCAUAUAUGUAAAUCAUCGGAAUCUCAAGAUAUUGAAACACAGCAAACAGAUAGUUUAUUACAUAUAUAUGAACUGUGUUUGCACUAUGCAAAAUGGCAUUCCGAUCAUAAUAUUAUAAAUGCAGCUUUAGAGACUUUGGUGCAACUUUUAAAAAUGCCUCCAAAGCCUUUAGUGUCUGUCUUAUUGUCAUCACAAGGCAUAACUGAAAGAAAGAUAACAUUAAAUCAAAUGACAUCGUUAUUGAACGAAAUGAGUAUUUCCAGUACAAGUACUGUUCAUGGUGGAAAUUUCGACUUAGUUUCGAACUUGCAUGAACUGGAUGUCCCAAAAAUCACUCCAAAUAUAGACAAUUGGAUUGCAGAAGCGGAAACUGCAUCGUCAGUUGUGCAUAAUUCAGCGCUACCGAAUGAAUAUGUGAAUGAUAUAAUUGAAGUGAAAGGGAAGAUAAUGGAAAAUUACUGCGGUCUGAAGAUCGGAAUUAUUAAUAAUGAAAUUGUCGAGGAAGAUAGCGAUGUCGGGAGUGUGAACGAAAAGCUGGUGAAAGCACCGUAUUCAAAUCUACCGAGUGAUCAAUCAAAAGAGGAGGAUUAUUCCGAGGAAAUUACUGUAUCAUUCGCCUCUCCUAAGAAAUCUUCGUUGGAGUUCGCAUUGUAUGAAACGGAUAUUGGAAGUUUUACAGACUCGGAUAUGCCUGUCAAGUUUUGUUGUCGUUAUUUAGUAUCGUCCUUCUUAUUAGCUGGCAAACCCGGGCACUUAAUGCCAGACAAGUUAUUUCGUGUUAGCGUAAAGUCUCUUGCUCUAACAUGCGUGGGUUAUAUCUUAAAACUCUACCCGCAUUUGCUUACGAUGACCGUGGCCAAAGAAUUCAGCUGCUGCAACGAAAACAAUCAAUUGAUUGUAGACAUUUUGUUAUUUGCCAAUCACCCAGAUCCUCAGAUUAGGGGCAAUAUAGCAAUGGUGAUUGGAAUAUUUUUAAAGUCUGUCUUUGUCCAGUACGGUGGCUCUUUCCAAAAAUUCAGAGCUGAAUGUGCAGCGCAGAAAGGACACGAAAAUAUAUUACUAGGAGAUAUGAUAAAAUUACUUCUGAAAGGCUUGAAUGACGAUUCCGCGACAACGUGUCGUCAAACUCUGGACGCGUUAAACCUUUGCUUACCGGAGUUGUUAGAUUCUAUUAAUAAUGAACACGGUCUUACCAUUUUAACUACGUUGCCAAAACUUGUGAAAAAUCCAUAUUUUCUAGUGAAGAUAAAAUUAGUCGAUUUAUUAAGUAAAUUAUCAUACAUUACGAUAGAACACAUAACAGGACAAUCAUUAUUUCAAGAACACUUUAUCGAUGCUAUAAUAGCGUUAUUAGGCGAUCAAGACCAAAGAGUGAGGCAUGCAGCAUCCGAUGCUAUUGUUAAGAGUAUUCCUUGUUUGUAUUACCGGCAUCCUCAAGAAGAUACUAUUACAAAGAAAGCGUCGCAAUAUACUCAACAGUUUUUAAACAGCAUAACAUUAAGUAUCUCGGAACUUUCGUCGUGCCAAGACAAACAUAAGCCGUUUGUGAACACGUCUAUCGAGCCAUUUGUAUUUCUGAGUCACUGUAACAACGGAGUAAAUUAUGAUUCUAGCGUAGAAUAUUCUUUAUCUCGCAUAGUCAACGUUCUAACGGAAAUAUUGACGGUGCAUUCGUCGAAAUAUUUGAUAUACGGAUGCUGCGAGACCCUCUUUUGCUUGAGCGAGACUUAUCCCACGACGAUUUAUGUCCGAGGAUGGGACUGCAUUCUGCCAAAGACGAUGUUGAAGAAGUCUAAGAAAAAUAGCGAUCGAUCAGAUGCGAAUGACGCCAAUUUCACAAACGACAUGAUUUCCUCGCCCGUAGGCAGUGGCCUCCUGUCGUUGAUACUGCCUCUUCUAUCGUCCUCUACCAUCAGCUUAGAUCUUUCCACACACCGACACUUGAUCCUCCUUGCCGGAAAUCUGGCUUCCGGAUUAGCCAUCUGUAACUUCAAGACUGGCGAUCCGACCAAAUUGUGGAGUAUGUGCAAGGACAAGUACAUGGAAAUGUUGCUGACGCAUAUUAUACGGGUUUUGAACAUAUUUGUUCACGUGAUUGAGGAGGUACAGCUAAUACAAAGCAACGUCAAGCCUGUGCUACCGUCCUUAUCGUCUGCGCAAACUUUAUCACCAAAGAGGAAGAUCGUGCCGGAACAGAAGUCGAGGGAAAAGGCGGAAAAGAUCGGAGGUCCGAAGAGCGGAAAGGACCAAAUAGGAACGUUCGUCGGUACUCCGCAUUAUAUGAAGAUAUACGAUAUAUUGAAAGCGGCGCAUGCCAAUUACCUGGUCACUUUGGAGUACGAAGCCAGCGAAAUGUAUCUGUCUCUGCUGAACGCAACGCUGGACGUGCUCUCCCAAAUACUCGAAGUCGCAUCCGUCAACGAAGUAGGCAGGAUAGCGGAAGAGGUGCUCUGUUAUCUGAAAAGCACCGUCACAUUGUCACCGACCGCAACGGUCCAAUGCGUACAGCAACUGUUGAAAUGCUUGUUCGGUACGAAUGUGUACGCGCAGUGGAGCGAAAUGGAUAUGCAGAAAAGUCUAGAUCGAUGUGGCGCAUCGCAGGACGACGUUAAAGGUUUUUACAACCAAUGUUUUCAAUACCCCGCGAGACAAAUGGCGAACACGAUCAAGUGUAUAGGGAACAAUUGCAGGGGUGAAAACGAACCAGAUAACGGAUGGAUAGGAUUGCUGCGCAGAAAAGGUGAUCGUAAGUUUUCGUCGGUGUUUAAGAAUUUGGCGCGAUCAUCGGAUCAGAAGGGAUCGGUGGCUUCUUUCAUCCGGCUCUUUGAGCCGAUGGUUAUAAAAUCUUUAAAACAAUACACCGUUACCAGCAACGUCGCGUUGCAAUGCCAAGUUCUCACGCUGCUGAGCCAAUUGGUGCAGCUGAAGGUCAAUUACUGCCUACUGGAUUCCGACAAGAUAUUCAUCGGGUUCGUGCUGAAGCAGUUCGAAUUCAUCGAGGAAGGUCACAUACAACAGACCGAGGAACUCCUGCCGAAGAUAUUCAAUUUCCUGGUGCAUCUGUCGUACGAGAAGAAUCAUUCCAAAGCGAUAAUAGGUAUACCAAAGAUAAUUCAAUUGUGCGACGGUCUGAUGGCGAGCGGGCAACCGGCGAUUACGCAUUGCAUACCCGCACUGGCGCCCGUUAUCGAAGAUAUAUUUCUCAUUCGUAACGGGAGUUCGAGCGUAGCCGAGCAACGGGAAUUGGAAACUACGAGGGACGUGCUGAUAGCUAUGCUGUUGCGUCUCGCGGAGUAUCAUCAAAUCGUCGAGCUUCUGGCGCUUUGUUUGGUGGAGUCGAGAUUUAGCGGGGACGGUAACGGAGAAGAGAAAUGGCGCAGAUGGUCCAGAUUAACCAUGGAUACCGUGCUGCCGAUACUAGCGGCCGGCAAACUCCGAAUAGAAUCCGAGAAGGCUCACGUUGCAUUAGUGAAAUUAUUCGCGGCUAUCUCACCGACGGUGUUCCGGCCGGUGGAUCCUCUCUUGAAGAUACUGUUCACCGCGUCGGUUUCCGUGACGGCCUCGACUCUGAAAUUGAAGCGUUGGUUGGGUAUGGUCAACGUCGUACUCCUCUCGCUGAUCUCCUGCGCCAAAGAGGAGGCGAUGCUGGCGCGCCUCUCGGAUCUCAGUAUAUGCGUAACGGACGUAUCGCACCUGUUCUCGCUGCAGGAGCCCUCCUCCGAGCAUACGGACCCCCUGAACGUACUGGGGGCUCAGUCCCACCAGAUACCACCCGAACAGACAUUAGCCAGAUUCAUAUUCAAGGUAAUCAACCUGAUAAGCUCGAAGGUGUUCAAUCUCCUCGGCUUGAUAAACCACAAAUCCGCGGAUCCUCUCGUCGACUUCUCCGACUAUACAACCGACGACAGCUACUUGGUGCAUCAGUUUGCAUUUUUCUUACAAUUGUGCAUCCAUAUGUUCGAGUCCGGUAGCCACUGCAAAGUAGCGAACGCGACGAUGCAGAUGAUUCAAGGACGCAAUGUGUCGGAGGAGGAACAGUUGCCCAUCGAUCAUCUCAACUAUUUAAUGCUCAGUAUCGGGAACGUCUGUCCGACGGUGACGUGUCAGUGGGCUUACUUGAUGAUUUUACUGGGAUACAACGAGAUGUCCUUCUGGUCGAAGAUACUGGACAGCAACGCCGACUGUAUCGCGCGCAGUUGGUGCGCGAGCGAGAAGAAACGGGGCGACUCCAUCAGUAGCAUAAAUGUACAAAUUAUUCGGAAAGGAGGCGUUAUAUUAUUCUGUGAUUACAUAUGCGAGAAUCUGAACGACGUGGAACCGCUGACGUGGUUGCUGGUGAACCACAUAGAAGAAGCUAUCAACAUCGCCACUGAAUCUCCGGUCAGAGAUUUGUUGAGUACGGCUGUACACAGGAAUCCGGCGGCCAGCGGGCUUUUGGUACAGGCCAUCGCGACGAAAUGCACGGAUUUAUCGCAGCCCAGCUUCAUAAAGCGUCUGUUGCAGAGUAUCGAGGGUGCUCAUCACUCGCAAAGCGGCGCGGUCAUAAUGACCUUGAUACCGAGAUUGUUGUCCACGAAGUAUCUCGCCUUGUCGAGGAUGGCGGCGAAAAUUGCCAGUCGCAGAGUGGAAAUAUUGCUGACCAUGAGCUUGGAGGACGUGAUCGGCCAAUUGUCGAAGGACGAUGUCGUGAGGAUCAUGGACAUUCUGCAGACGACCAAGCUGGCGAAAAAACACGGCGGUUUAAUAAGCUUAUUGAAUAAACUGGCUGUGCAGUACUACGACUUGUCGCCGUUGGAGCUCGACCAAUGCCGGCCCUUCAAUCCGUCUACCGUAAAGAGCAUUCAGUUAGAUCGUAAUUGGUUCUUGUCCCAAGUGAGAUUACGAUGUUGCCACGCGAGCGCCGGCAACAAUCCGAUGGAAUUGGCGCAGUUGCUGAAGGACUUGGACUUCGACGAUUGUUUGAGCAUCCUCUCCUGCAAAGAGUUUAAUCUGAAGAUCUUGAAAUAUUGCAUAAUACUGGGGGCAAGACUCAGUAUCGAGAGGUGUCAGAAGUUAGAGUUCGGUAAAGCGCAAAGCGAGAAGGACUUCAAUUUCGACGCAAGCCCUCUGUACGUCGCUGCUAAACAAUGCCUGCUGGAGCAUAUUCGUUAUACCUGCGAACUCACGCCGAAACCGCAUCAGAUUUACAAUCCCGAGGCAGACAGCGGGAAGGAGCUCAAGUACGCGGUUCGAUUUCACGAGCUGUUGAGCGAUUCUCUUUAUUGGGAGAUCCUCUUCAUGAUAAUCCCGACGGUUAAAAUUUACAUGAAGACGUUGCCGAAACUGGCCAAGUACAAUGUAGCGAAAAUCGACGUCAAAUUCGAGGAGGAUAUCGCGAAAUUUUCCAUCCUGUGUCUCGAGCUGGCGCAUUGGAUGAUCCAUUCCGACCGAAGAAACGCGAAGAAAUCGAGACCGCACGACAUGGAUCUCGCGUUGAGUUGCGCGGCGGAGAUUCUCAGGCACGCCGCACCGAGUAAGAUCUUUGGCGACAGUGCCCAUUAUACGUGGGUGUGCUCCGCGGCGAUCUCUCUCACGAGAGUCGUCGAAAGUGUAUUGAUGACGAUGGACCCGUUACCGGUCGUGAAUUCCCAAGCGUUGGAACCAGCCCUGCGAGACGAGAACACCAAGGACUACGCUCGUGCGUGCAUUCAAAUGGCAUCGAUAGUCGCUUGGCUCGAGAAAUGUCAAACGGAAGGCCUCACGAAGAAUAUUCCACCGUACUUGUUCGACACGAUGAAAUCGCUCAUUGUUAGCACGAGUCGGCAACCGUUAGUGAACUCUUACAUCUUGACACCCCCGUUGGUGUGGCAACGUGGCUGGCAUAUUAUCGGCUCCGGUCCAACCAAGUGCUAUUUCCCGCUGCUCUCGUCGGAGUCCAACCUCCUGCAAGAAGUAGAUAUUCUAGAACAGUUCAUUUAUCGGGUAAACCUGCUAGGCUGGACGUCCAGGUCGCAAUUCGAAGAGAUCUGGAUGGCAUUUCUGAGCGUUCUUAAUUUCUUACAAAACGAGAACACCCCGUCAGAGGAGGUGGUGAGCUUGAUUCAAGCCAGCAGUUUGACGGUUCAAGCGAUCACGAGAUUAUUAUUGCAGACUCUUCUGUUACCGUGUCCCGGCAGUCCCGAAGCCAGCACUUUGAUCCAUCAUCCCAGAGAUCCCCAGCUUUCCAUGCAUAAAGUCAGCUCCCAGAAAUUGUUUGCGAUUCAAGAGUUACUUUUGUGGAAGUACGAAUAUAUGAACGAGGAGAAUAGAUAUGGAUUAAGACUGGAUCACAUUUUUCGCCGUGGGAACGUGGAAAGAAUCGGGACUACCGACAGAUUCACGUACAGUCAACUGUCGGUCUCUUACUUGUGGUCACUCUGCAAUUUGUACGAGGAUAAAUUAAAUGUGUCUGUUCUCGACUUGAAGAACAGACGAAACGACGCACUCAUGUCCGCGUCGCUCGAUUUGGACUCCUGUCUACGUUUCCUCAUUGAACAUUACACCAGCUGGUUGUCACCGCAGGCUGAUACACCUGUACAGUUGCUGACUGAGAUCAUCAAAUCGAUUUUGGCGAUAUCGGAACUCUUUCUCGAACGGUCCCAGUACCAAUGGAUGCUCGACGUAUGUCUGGAAGUAUCGAGAGUUCAUCCAACGGAAAAUGCGAUUCUGCAUCAAUACCUGGCUGUUUCGAUAUGUAAAGCCGCUGCCGUUUUAACGCCACUGGACUUUGAUACUUUGGACAAAGUAAAGCGCAUAGUGGAUAUCAAUUUAAAGGCAGGAUUUCUACCCGCCAGAGUUUCCGCACUUCAUGGCUCUCUGUAUUUACUGCAAAGCGCAGUACUGGCCAAGUGUGAGGAAACGAUGAAUAUUAUACAUCCGCUAGCCAUUGAAUACAUACAAAAACAUAUUGACUCGCAAGAUUCGAAUGGCAUUUUGAGCCAAAGCGAAGAGCAUCAGGGGAUAAUAUGGGCUCUGGUAUUCUUUCUGCUGGAGCAUGCGGAAGACACGCCGCCAGACACGGAAGCGCCGGCCGUGCUAGAAUUAGUCCUUUCUCUAGUCACGCUUCCGAAUAUCUCGUACGGCUUGCAUCAGACCCUGCUACAGGGUCUUGAAAGGCUCGUCGCAACGAAAAGCGUAGUCGGGAAAGUCGCUGAGCAAAUUGUUAAAGUUGCGAUGGAUCGGUUGAAGCAACCAAGCCCGUUGCUGGCAUUACCGGCUCUGCAGCUUCUACUGACAUGCAUGUACACGGAAGCGGCCGAUCGACUGAAUCAACCCGGUGAGGAGGAACCAUUGCCGGACGUAGAACCGGAAGCGUUAGUCAGAUCUAUAGAACGCACUUCCGCGAUAUUCGAUAAAAUUCGGAAGGGACAUCCUAUGGAAGUGGAAGUGCUAUGUACUGUUCUCUCGGGCAUCCUCGGGGACUUCUUCCCACCGUCGGAGAUCUUAACGAAAGUCAUAGGAGAAUUUCUGUCGCCGCAACAACCGCAUCAGAGAUUACUCUCCGCUGUUGUUUUUAAGGUCUGUGAAAAAGCGUGUACCUGUACGGAAAUGGAGCUUCUUCAGGACUGGGUAGUCUUUAGUUUACCGAAUUUUAUUCAGAGUUUACCAAUGGCGAUGUCGACUUGGUGUCUGUCUUGUUUCUUUAUAAGCGCAUCGACAAAUCAUUGGUUGAGAGCGUUAUUUCCGUAUGUUCAAUCGAGGAUCGGCAAGUACGAGUACGAAGACAAGAAGAUGUUGUGUAUAGCCGCUUCAGAUUUUUAUAACAAGUUAUCUAAGGAAUCUCAAAAGGAAGCGUUUGUCGAGACGUUCGAAGCAGCAGCGAAAGAACCCGGAACUCCAUUCAGCGACAUUUUGGCCUCUUUUUAAUUAAUAUUUGACUAUAGUUAAGAAAGAAAGAGAGAGAGAGAGAGAGAGAGAGAGAGAGAGAGAGAG
Molecule: messenger RNA, 9258 nt
Organism: Dinoponera quadriceps
Lineage: Eukaryota; Metazoa; Arthropoda; Insecta; Hymenoptera; Formicidae
Gene: htt
Product: huntingtin
Exons: 15
Coding region: 538-9192 (2884 amino acids)
Cellular component (GO): nucleus; cytoplasm
Source: RefSeq, a predicted model, not a curated record